This is a messenger RNA of Haliotis rufescens (red abalone), 4133 nucleotides long. RefSeq names its product multiple epidermal growth factor-like domains protein 10. Gene Ontology annotation, molecular function: scavenger receptor activity. The coding region runs from base 197 to 2239 and encodes 680 amino acids. NCBI's taxonomy places the organism in Eukaryota, Metazoa, Mollusca, Gastropoda, Lepetellida, Haliotidae. The transcript is spliced from 14 exons. The record is from RefSeq and is a predicted model, not a curated record.
AGGUGGCCCCAUCUGCACGGCCAAGCGGAAUCAACUUCCUGGUUGUCACACGUGGUGGGUGUGUGGAUACUGACUGAUCAGUGUUUCCUGCGUGUUGGAUACAGCUUAUAGCAGGGUGUGCAGUACUAGAUGUACCCGUGUUGCAAUAGGUAACCCGGUUUUGCAGUCAAGGGGAACAACUUUCUGGUUGUCCAACAUGGGUGUGUGGCGACCGACUGUCAGUGUGGUGUUGUCAGCCUGUUUGUUGCAACUUGUAGCAGGUACCAGCUGCCCAGGAGGAAUGUUCGGAGACACCUGUAUCUACUCAUGCCACUGCACUCCGCCCUGUAACCAGACAACUGGAGUCUGUAACGGUGCAUGUGAUCGAGGUUGGUUUGGUGGGAAUGGGCAAACUUGUCAGAGAGAGAACGUUGCCUUCAACAAGACAGCAUCUUCGCCCCCGACUGACCAUGGACAUAAAGGCUGGACCGCAGACAAAGCCGUAGAUGGGAACCGGGACCAGGAUGUGCUUCACGGCUCCUGUUAUCACUCUAAUUCUAAGGCACCUAAUGAUACGUGGACAGUGGACCUGGCACAGCCGUACAGGAUACACGACGUCAGGAUAUACAACAGGGCAGGAUAUCCUCAUUUGAUCAGGACUGCUGUCCUCACACUGAGUAACUCCAGCAGCUUCACACACGGCGUCACCUGCUUCAUAUUCCCCAAUGACACAGCUAAAACAAUCAACAGCGUGUACGACGUGACGUGUGACGGCACAGGGAGAUACUUCACUAUCACACACAGCACAGGACUAAUCCUGUGUGAGGUGGAGAUUUAUGUUUGCAGCCCAGGAGUCUUUGGUGAUAGCUGCAAUCAGUUCUGCCACUGCUUCCAAGCAACAUGUGACCCAGUUAGUGGUGUGUGUCCUGGAGACUGUAGACCAGGAUGGCAGGGAGGCAGGUGUGAUACAGUGUGUUCAAAUGGCAGCUACGGGCAGAACUGCAACAACUCUUGCAUGGAAAGAAGAUGUGCAGGUGACUCGCCAUGUGAUCACAUAGGAGGGACGUGUAUUCCCAGGUGUGAGAUAGGGUGGAUGGGUGACGAUUGUAGACAAGCAUGCUCAAGUGGAAGUUAUGGACAGAACUGCAGAAACUAUUGCACAGACAGGAAGUGUGCAGGAGACUCACCAUGUGAUCACGUACGAGGGACAUGUGUUUCCGGUUGUGAGCCAGGGUGGAUGGGUAAAGACUGCAGAGAAGCAUGCUCAAGUGGAAUUUAUGGACAGAACUGCGGAAACUAUUGCACAGACAGGAAGUGUGCAGGAGACUCACCAUGUGAUCACGUACGGGGGAAAUGUGUUUCUGGGUGUGAGCCAGGGUGGAUGAGUGAAGACUGCAGAGAAGCAUGCUCAAAUGGAAGCUAUGGACACAACUGCAACAACUCUUGUACCGACAGGAAGUGUACAGGAGACUCGCCAUGUGAUCACGUUCAGGGGACAUGUGUUUCCAGGUGUGAACCAGGGUGGAUGGGUGAAGACUGCAGAGAAGUCUGUUACAUUGGACGUUACGGAGCUAACUGUGACAAGACUUGCGCCUCCAGACAGUGUGUGGGGAACUCUUCCUGUAACUCAACAGGGGACUGUGACAAUGGGUGUGAGACAAGGUGGACAGGAGCGGACUGUACAGUCUGUGACAUUGGACGUUACGGAGUAAACUGUGACAAGACCUAUUCCUCCAGACACUGUGUUGGGGACUCUUCAUGUUACUCAACAGGGCACUGUGACUGCGGGUGUGUGACAGGAUGGACAGGAGCGGACUGUACAGAAGACGUGAGGAGUGUACAAGCAGCCGGAUAUAACACUAGCCAGUUAGCUGUUGCCGUGGCAGUGGCAUUCGUGGCUGGUGCUGUAUUAGGUGUCAUCGUCAGUGUUAUUGUCUGGAGGAGAAGGAAUAGACGCUUAGACAAGACAUCGCACCCAACCCAUAUAUCUAACGCUCAAACUGAACGAUCGCAGGCCAGUGAUGACGUUGGCCCAGGUACUAGGACAUACGACAGUCUCAAUGCCGUCUCAUAUGACGCCAAGAUGGAAGGAGAUACAUAUUGCACCAUUAAAUCUAGCAAAACAGAUUUAGGAACUGAUGCCACUGUUUUUACGUCAUGUGACGUGUCCGACUCUAAUGGAGCACGGACGUACGAAACUCUUGACAACACGUCACGUGGAACGGAUGGUGAAUACAGUGAGAUCGGGAAACUUAAGUGACUUUCUAGUGACAAAUUUACAGUUUAAAUAAAAUUAUAUAUUGGUACUUGUACCUGUAGUCCCAAAAGGUGGCCCAUAACUGUAAUAUAUAUUUCUAUUUUUGUGGGUUUAAAAUUGUAAUGAAUAAAUUCUUAAUUUACGUAUUUCUGUAGCGUCAGGUCUCUAUUGAUCCUCCCACCGACCUCACACACUAAGUCACUAAAUGGCACAGUUUCAAUGUGAAUUAUGUAAGUUCAUUUGGAGUAAGGCAUAUAUUUGAUACAUGUUAUGCACAUGAUGACGAUCAUAUCAUAUCAAUUCAAUUGCGGUUACUUUAAAUAUAGUUAAUAUAUCAUACAAGUAACUUGGGGGCGGACACGUAAUGCAUUGAACGAAGCUGUAUGCUUACAUCGUGAAAGAAAAAAACUAUCGCACUGAUCAACUAUCACUAUCAACUUUUAAACCCUGAAUAUGGCUGAUAUGCUGUACAAGUUGGUUUGAAAAAGCUUAACAUUGUAUGUUUUGUUCAACUUCAACGAUGUACGCAUGUGUAUUAAUUGUUUCAGUUCAACACUGAAUUGUAACAGGAUACUUGAUUAAACAACGUAUGUUCAUACGUGCAUGGUUUUGUUUCAAACAGAUCACAUGAUUCAACAUUGCCGGUCAGUCAGAACAAAACACUAUGCUGUAACCCAAUGUCCCCUGCUGUGAACUGUAAAUAGUUUUACAAUUAUACUCAUACAAAAAGACAACGUGAAUGUAUUUAUAUGUUUCUAUAUUGAAGCUAUAGCUGGUGUUUACCUUAUAAUUAUAGUUUUGUCUGUGUAUGCAUAAAGACGUUGUAAUAAUGAUGUCACCACCUUUGUAUGUGGUUUCAUGGAGAUGACAAAUUUACUUGAUCUGUACACUUAUAUAUAUGGAUUGCGAUUAUAUAUAUAUGUAUAUAUAUAUGUCGUAGAAUCCUGUGUAGCCGCAUGUCAAACUAUCAAUGUGUAUGUUUUGUGUUAGUGAACUUACCAAAGCAAUCAGCGACCGUCUAGGCAUUUGAAAAUAUCUGUGAUAGACGAUUCACUUGAUAGAUUGCGAGUAUGUAUUAUUGUAAUGAUGUUAUAUAAACAGAUGCUAUAAACAAAAUAACAGUGGUACUUUUUUAAAUCAGAAAUGUCAAUUUUCACAUGCUUCGCUGACAGGAAAAUAGUCUUCGUCUUACUUACACAAUUCGUAUUUCAUCAAAAGUCAUUAUAUAAUUAAUUACCCCCCUUUGUAACAAGGCAAGCUAUGUUGAUAAGUUGUAAACUUCAUAUUGAAUUAUCGCCCUUUGUUACUAAGGGCGCUUUAAAAUUGUCUAUUAUUAUCUCCCUUUGGCGCUACAGCUCUACGAACAUAUUUGUGUAUUCGUUUUGUUUAUUUGUGUUUGGGUUGUUGUAUUUUAUUGUCAAGUUAUAUUGUAUAUGAUAACACACCAAGUAAGUUAAUAUGCUAUGUUGUGAAAACCACGCAAACCACCUUUCACAUUUUGUAAACCUAGGUAAACCCAGAGUAGUAUCAUAUGUGAUGGGUCAUUGCAUCCGUAGCCUCCAACCCUGUAAUCUCUAUGCACAAGGAGACUUUAGUAUCAUUUACAUUUUAUGACUGUGACAGUCACAUGUUUGUUAUUGUUUUAAUGUCUCACUACGUUUUCUGUAUAUGACUUAUGUGUAUAAACUAUGUUAGUAAGAAAACAUGUGGCGACAGUAGUAAGUCUUGAAUUAUUUACUCAAAUUCUAAAAUAUAUCACUCAUAUGUUGUACUGCUUGACACAGAUAACUUUGACAUUUACUUGAGUUAUUGCUUUUCGUACAGUAUAACAUCUUUGCGAUUAUAUUGUAAUUAUAUACUAUCACUUGCGCUCCCUCAAUAAACAACAUCAAAACUC